This is a messenger RNA of Lasiodiplodia theobromae, 3345 nucleotides long. RefSeq names its product MFS transporter. NCBI's taxonomy places the organism in Eukaryota, Fungi, Ascomycota, Dothideomycetes, Botryosphaeriales, Botryosphaeriaceae. The coding region runs from base 1 to 3345 and encodes 1114 amino acids. The record is from RefSeq and is a predicted model, not a curated record. The transcript has 5 exons.
AUGGCCGCCGAAGAAAUAGAGCCUGUCGAGGCCGUCGAGGAGGCCGAGGAGGCCGAGGAGACCGACACCCGAACCGUCCAGAGCUUCGCUAGCCCUAACGGAUUUCCCCACGGCCCGCCCAGCCGCCAGGCAACCUACGAAACAAUUGCAACAGUCACUUUGCCGCCGCCCACCAUCCAGCAGACCAGGACCGCUGGCACUGUCGGCUCGACCAUCCGCAAAAGAAAUGAAGAAAAAGGUUUCGCCGCCAAAGUCAAGAGGACUUGGGCCAAAUAUGGCCCCGACCUCGAUGUCCCUACUGUCUUGACUAUGGGCAAAGGUGCUUUGCCACCUACCAUUGCCAUAUCCAUGUAUCAGGCUACUGAUGUGGCGGAUCAUUUCACAACUCUCGGCUAUCUGAUGGCCAUUGUGUCUGUCCUGGGCUUCGCCAUCCUGCCGAGGGCUAAGUUCAUGCAAACAAUGCUGCUGAAUCUGGUAGCAACGUGCGUUGCCACGGCCAUGAAUCUGCUUAUGAUGUACUGUGCCGUCAAGGCCCGCCAGCACACCACCACCGCUUCUACAGUCACCUCCGCGACUUCAGCAGCCCGCUCAUACACCUACAACUCAUCUGCCUCGGCCGUUUCUGCCAUCUGGCUCUUCUUCCAGGUCUAUUUCGUCAAUCUCAUGCGAGCAAGAUACGCUCCAACCUUGCAGUUUCCCUCUAUCAUCUACACCAUCUUCGUUGUCGUCGCCUCCAUCUACUCCCCGCAGUUCAACACCAUGACCCAGGCCAUCUCUUUCGCCAAACGCCUGCUCGAGGUCUUUCUUACCGGUUUCGCCUUGUCCACAAGCGUCUCGCUCUUCAUCUUGCCUCUCACCUCGCGCAAGGUCGUGUUCAAGGAGAUGGAAGGCUACAUUGGCGCCCUGCGCGGCUCGCUGCAUGCCCACUCCAGCUACUUCCAGUCUCUCGAGAUCAAGGACAUGUUCUACCGCGUGUCAACUGGCCUAUCGGGCGACAAGCAGCGCCAACCUGAGGCCCAGGCCGUCAAGAAGAGUGUUGCCGCCAUCCAGGCCAUGCAGGGCAAGCUUAGCGUUGAUCUACCCUUCGCUAAGCGAGAGAUCGCCUGGGGCCAUCUGGGGCCUGACGAUCUGCAGGAGAUGGCGCGCUUGCUCAGGGCCGUGAUGCUACCGCUGUCGGGGUUGAGCUCGGUCGUUGACAUCUUCGAGCGCUUGUCCGAGCUGAAUGGCUGGGACGAACAGGCUGAGGAGAGUUAUGAGAUUGGUGCGCGAGACAUAGAGCGCAGGAAGAUCGUCGAGGACUGGAAUCUCGUCAUGAGGGCGGUGCACGAGCCGUUCCAAUCGCUCAUUCAAGCCAUGGACGAAGGCUUGGAGCACGUCAUGCUGCAGCUGAGGAUGAAGAAGCCGCCGAAAAAGAAGAAGAACGGCAACUCGAGCUCGUCGGAGAACGUGGAUAUCGAGGGUAAGCCUGACCACUCGCAGCCCGGAGAAGAUGGCUUCGCAGAGUUCCUGGAAAACAAAACGGAUCAAUUCUAUUCGUGCAAGCAGCUUGCGUUGAAGGAGUGGUGUAAGCGGAAGGGGAUCGAUGUGCCGGACGACUACUUCAGGAGACCUUCUGCAUACGACGUGCAUGACACGAGGAAAGACGAGGGCGAUGACUCCUACAAUCGCAGCCAGCGCUCGCUAUAUGCGCUGCUCUACAUCGAAUACCUUCUUUACUCGACUAGCCGUGCCGUUCUGGAAUUCGUCCAUUUCGCUGACGAGCGUCGCAAGAACGGGAAGAUGGACCGCAAGCACCUGAUCAUGCCUGGCUACAAGCGCUGGAAGAAGUGGAUCCUCAACUGCCUGAAGGAGAGGAACGAUGAAAACAAUGCUGAUAACGGUAUGGGCGAUCUGAAUGGAGGUACCAUCGAAGUGAACAUGGGUGAGGCGUACAGGCGCAAGAAGGACCCUGAGCAUCUGCCACCCGAGAAUUUCGUCGAGAGGAUGGGUGAUCGUGUUAGAAGGAUCCCAGCCUUCUUGCGUUCUCAGGAAUCGACAUUUGGGUUCCGCGUCGCCUGCGCCACGAUGUCUAUUGCCAUCGUAAACUUCCUCCACAACACGCAGGUCUUCUUCAUCCGACAACGUCUACUUUGGGCCAUGAUCAUGGUUGCCAUCAGCAUGGUUCCGACGGCCGGUCAAAGCAUUUUCAGUUUCGUCCUCAGAAUAAUCGGUACCGUAGCUGCCAUGGUUGCAAGCUUCAUCGUCUGGUACAUCGUCGAUGAGCACAUUCCGGGAAUCAUCGUCUUCUAUUGGCUGUUUGCUUCAUGCGGAUUCUACAUUGUACUGAAGAAGCCACGCUUCGUUAUUGUCGGCAUGAUCAGCAUCGUUACCUUGACUAUGAUCAUCGGGUACGAACUGGGAGCCAAGAAAAUUGGGCCAGCAGCGGCUAGCUCAAACGGGCAGCCAUACUACGAGAUUUACAAGCUCGGUCCCUACCGUCUCGCGACCGUCGCUGGUGGUCUCUUCGUGGCUUUCAUCUGGACAUUCUUCCCAUACCCGAUUUCUGAGCAUUCGGAACUUCGCUCCAAGAUGGGCGCAUCACUAUACCUUCUCGCAAACUACUAUUCCAUCGUUCACGAGACGUUCCGCACUCGAAUCCGCGGCGCCGAAGGCGAUCCCAGGGUCAAGACGAGUGCAGGCCGCCGCAUGACAAAGGCUCGUUUGAAAGUGUUCCAGAAGCAGAUCAUGCUCACCACCAACUUGCGGGCUAUGGCCGAUUUCCAGAAAUGGGAAGUUCCCAUCGGCGGCAAGUUUCCGCGUGAGAAAUACGAAACCAUACUCACGUGCAUUGAGAAUACAACCCGCUACAUGGCCCUCGUAGCCUUCGCCUCUCAGACCUUCGCCAACCCGGAAGACGCCUCUCAAACCGUGUGGAACAACGAUUUCCGUCGUCUCAUCUCCUCGGUCAACCUCACGUCGCACGAAAUCACGUCUCUCCUCACCCUCCUCUCGGCCGCCGUGACCAACGGCUCCCCGCUGCCGCCGUACAUGCACGCUCCGGCACCGUACCGGCUGUCACGCCGGCUGGAAGAGCUCGACCAGGACAUCCUCUCGCUGCGCCACGUCGCGGAGCCGGGCUACGCGGCGUUCGCCGUCAUCCAGAUCGCGACGAGGUGCAUCAUCAAGGACCUGGAGAAGCUGCUGAAGACGGUGAAGGAGUUGGUGGGCGAGCUGGACUUCAGCUUCCACGCGGUGAGCACGGCGGAGUGCAGCAGGGCCAACAGCGUUUACCCCUUGAGCCGGAGGACGACGAGGACGGGGGCGGAUACUGGGGACGAUGAUGAAGAGUCGGAUAAGGAGGAUUGA